This is a messenger RNA of Nasonia vitripennis (jewel wasp), 3719 nucleotides long. RefSeq names its product aryl hydrocarbon receptor nuclear translocator homolog (gene tgo). Gene Ontology annotation, cellular component: cytoplasm; transcription regulator complex; aryl hydrocarbon receptor complex. NCBI's taxonomy places the organism in Eukaryota, Metazoa, Arthropoda, Insecta, Hymenoptera, Pteromalidae. The coding region runs from base 239 to 2500 and encodes 753 amino acids. The record is from RefSeq and is a predicted model, not a curated record. Gene Ontology annotation, biological process: regulation of transcription by RNA polymerase II. The transcript is spliced from 12 exons. Gene Ontology annotation, molecular function: protein dimerization activity; DNA-binding transcription factor activity, RNA polymerase II-specific; RNA polymerase II cis-regulatory region sequence-specific DNA binding.
AGCGAGCGAGAGAGAGAGAGAGAGAGAGAGAGAGAAAGAGAGAGCACAAGCUUCGGGCACAUAAUGUAGCUCCCAUGGUGGAAAGAGAGAAUCAGUCAGUGGCGAGUGUGGGUGCUGACUGGUCGCGGUCGCGGUCGCGCAGCGGUACGAUUUACGUACAUACGAGUGUGAGUGUAAAUGUUGAGCCGAAGAAAGAAGCUAAGAUAGCCCAACGCGGCCGGCGUAGCAUCUCGGAAGGAUGUUCGGGGCAGGUAGCAGCAGCGGGAGCGCUGCAGGGGACGGCGCGGGCCCCUACGCCGAUUACGCGACAGCAGCCGAGCCAUACCAGCUGGGGGGUCCACCCCCUGCAGCCGGAACCGCUCCUCACCUGCUCUAUCCGGCUGACCUGUCGCCCCAGCAUCACCUCUACCAGCUGCCACCACCUCCGCCUCUGCCGCCCAACGCCGAUCUUCAAGCUCAGUCCAAGAGACGUAGGUCAGAUGAGGACGACCCGAGUUCGGGCAAGUACAGAAGAAUGGACGACGACAACAUGCAGGACAAGGAGCGAUUUGCCAGCCGGGAGAACCACUGCGAGAUCGAGCGGCGGCGGAGGAACAAGAUGACGGCCUACAUAACCGAGCUCUCGGACAUGGUGCCGACCUGCUCGGCCCUUGCCCGCAAGCCCGACAAGCUCACCAUCCUGCGAAUGGCCGUCGCUCACAUGAAGGCCCUCCGAGGCACCGGCAACACAAGCACAGACGGCACGUACAAACCGUCCUUCCUGACGGACCAGGAACUGAAGCACCUUAUCCUGGAGGCUGCCGACGGUUUCCUGUUCGUCGUGAGCUGCGAUACCGGUCGCAUCAUCUACGUCUCGGACUCGGUAGCACCUGUCCUCAACUACUCCCAGAGCGAUUGGUAUGGAACCAGUCUCUACAACCAGGUCCAUCCGGACGACGCGGACAAGGUCAGGGAGCAGCUGAGCACCGCUGAGCCACAGCAUGCUGGUCGCGUCCUCGAUCUCAAGACCGGCACCGUCAAGAAGGAGGGCCAUCAAUCUUCGGUUCGCCUGUGCACGGGCUCGAGACGAGGUUUCAUCUGCCGCAUGAAGGUCGGUAGUCUUCAAACGAGCGGCGACAUGGCUGCUGCUCACGGUCUGCAACGCAUGAAGCAGAGGAACUCCUUGGGACCACCAGCGAGGGAUGGACAAAGCUACGCUGUCGUGCACUGCACUGGUUACAUUAAAAAUUGGCCACCCACCGGUGAUUUUGUUCCCCCGUGUAUACCCACAGGUGUGGGCAUGGCUGAUCGCGGUGGAGUUCCAUCCAAUGACGGCGUCGGCGACGAUGUCUCAAUCCACUAUUGCCUCGUUGCGAUUGGACGACUGCAAGUCACUAGCACGCCCAAUACCAACGACUUGGCUGGAUCCAGUAGCAACAAUGAAUUCAUUUCGCGCCAUUCCGUGGAAGGUAAAUUUACUUUCGUGGAUCAAAGGGUAGGAGCAAUUUUAGGCUAUACGCCGUCUGAACUGCUCGGUCAUCCUUGCUACGAGUUCUUCCAUCCCGAGGACCACACUCAUAUGCGUGAAAGCUUUGAGCAAGUCCUAAAACUUAAAGGCCAAGUACUAUCUGUAAUGUAUAGAUUUAGAGCUAAGAACCGUGACUGGGUAUGGCUCAGAACUUCCGCAUUUUCCUUCCUCAACCCCUACACGGAUGAGGUUGAAUAUAUCGUCUGCACGAAUACUACCAAUAAAUCGUUACACAGUGGUACCGGUGGUGCUGGCGAACAAGUCCAACCGGAGAACGAGGUCGUCUCAGCGUACGGCCAGCCUGGACUGGACUACUCUUUGGACAGACAUCCAGCACGCAACCCCAUGUAUCCCGCUGCCACAGCUCAUCACAUGAUGCAACACGCGCCUGGUAUGCCGGGCACAGGACCACCAGCGCCACCACCGCAACAAGCCAGACCGUCGAGUACGCAAAACGUGUACCAGGGCUAUGAAACGACUCAGUCGCCUAUAGCCUACGGCUCGCCUGGUCAACAAAAUACAUCUUCGUCGGUCCUAAAUAGAAUUCAAAAACCUGCGGCGAACACGUCACCAACACCAGCUGUGCAACAAGCGACUGGCAAUUGGUCAACCAUAGGCCGGCAGGUAUGUGUCGAACAGCAGCCGGUGUCUUGUGAGGGCUAUCAAUACAGUCAGUCGAGUCCAUCAAGAUCUCCAAGUGGACCAACAUAUACACAAUUAAGUAGUGGAGCCAGAACACCAGCUGCCCAGUACCAUGCAGUUACAACAGUGCCUAAUAAUAAUACAGGAAUGUGGAGCUGGCAAGGACAGCAGCAACAUCAAGGUCCGCCACAAGAUGCUGGCGGUCAGCCGAAUGCACAAGUUGCGGGACAGCCGCAAGCUCCACAUCCAGCUGCAACUGGUGCACCUGGUCCCCAAACACAAGAACUGUCUGAUAUGUUACAAAUGUUCCAAGAUCAAGAGUUAAGCAUGUUCAAUGCAAGUUUUGAAUGAGCUAAACGCACUCGUUUACGCACACGAGAUUCAAAGAGUUCAAGUUGUACGUCUGAGUUGUUUCAGUCAAGACGUAUGACUUUUUUAUUCAAGACGAAAACAAAAUGCAUCGACUACAGUUUUUUCAUUUCAGUGUCAAGAAAAAUAUUUAUACUGAUUUUAAAAGUAGAAACCAGUAAGAGGAUGGAAAAUGAAAAAAUUUGCGAUAGUCUUGUAAUUUGAGGGAACUUAUUUUAGCGGAAGCAACGACAACUUCAUGAUAACAUUCAUUUAUAUUAACUAAAGUGGUUACUUUAGACGACUUAAUUGACAUGAAGUGACAAAAAAGAAUAUCUCGAGGAUUUUUAAUUUCAAAGCACUGCUCAUCGUGUUUUAUAAAUGACAAAUAUUCAAGAAUUUCUUGUUAUUGCUACUUAUUAAUGUAAAGUAUUUUAAGUAAGGAAUUAUUAUGCACCAUGGCACUAACAAACCAAAAUAAAGUCAUAAAUGAUCAUUGCUUGAUGCAUGUACCAAGAAAAACAAGUGGGAUAUAUUAUAACAAAGGAUUUUUUACAUUCUUGAAUUAAUAUUCAUUUAUGAAACAAAAUAAUAUUAGGAUAACUAGCUCAAUUAUAUUAAUUUAGGUAUUUGUAAUUAUAAACAGUGCAAUCGUCAUGGUCUCGAUAAGGAGAUUAUUUUCACACGAGAAUGUAUAAAAUUUGUUCUCUCUCUCUCUCUCUCUCUCUCUCUCUCUCUCUCUCUCUCUCUCUCUUUUAAUGCACCAAACUGUGAAAAUGCACAAUACUGAAUGCGUUUUUUAUUUUAAAAUAAAUAGCAAUAGUUUUAAAAAAUUGACCAAAUUUUGGUCUAUGUAAGGCAAGUUAGUUAUCAACAAAUAGUGACUCAUUAGUUGAGUCAUCAUUGACUAGUAGUAUGAACUGCAUUUUUAUGAUUUUACUGCUACGUUCGUAGCGAGUGUUUACAAAUUGAAGCCAAGAAACGAUUGAAUUUGUUAACGCUAUUGUGUUGUGAAAGAAAAUUGUAUUGGCAUUAUUAUUACACGAAUUUAUUCAUCAAUUGAACAAGUAUUUUACAAAUUUUGUAUAGUGUGAAAAAUUGUGAGCUUUGCUCAAGUAUUAUUUUAAAAGUGAGUCUGCAUUUUAUACAUAUACUUGAGACAAUGGUCUUUGUAUUAGUAUGUGUAUAUUAUUCAAGAAGAAUAUAAACUUUCCAUCUAACA